This is a messenger RNA of Diaporthe batatas, 2407 nucleotides long. RefSeq lists its product as uncharacterized. Gene Ontology annotation, biological process: regulation of DNA-templated transcription. Gene Ontology annotation, molecular function: zinc ion binding; DNA-binding transcription factor activity, RNA polymerase II-specific. The record is from RefSeq and is a predicted model, not a curated record. NCBI's taxonomy places the organism in Eukaryota, Fungi, Ascomycota, Sordariomycetes, Diaporthales, Diaporthaceae. Gene Ontology annotation, cellular component: nucleus. The transcript is spliced from 3 exons. Bases 509 to 1615 code for a protein of 368 amino acids.
GCUUCGGCAAUCUCGAUUGGCUCGCUGGAAAUCGGUACCUCUCUUUGUUUCCUCGUCUUUGGCCAUUCCAUUUGCAGAAAGGCUACCUGGACAGCGAGUCCUUGCCCAAUUCCUCAUAUCCUGAGGAGCCACCUUUGUUCUCGAAUCCGGCGCGACAAUAGAGCGCUUGUGCUCACGUAACACCCCCAAAGGAACGCUCAACGACUUCCGUAAGGGCCCUCCACCGCGACAAGACGCCAUCAAAGCCAGCAUAACAAGAAAGGAUCCUCUUGGGACCAAAGCCAGGGCCUGGUUCUUGAACGCGCCCACCUCGGGGGCUCGACGUCCUCGUGUCCAUAAAGCAAGGGCCCGAGAGACCAGGAGCCGAGUAACAACACGGCCAAAGAAACCAGCCUGUCGAUGGCCUGUGGCUGCUCCGACACUGUGAAUCUGACAAGCGGAAUUUUCAAAGGCCCAUCAACCCCGUGACACGCACAAAACCAGUUCCAGAGAGUUAGGAGCGGAUACAAUGUCGUAUCAGUACCCCUCGCCAACCACGCCACCACCGUAUGAUACAGGCUAUCCCAUUCCUUCGCAGCCCGCUGGAAUGGGCAUGAGAUCACCAAACGACCCAGUGAAAAGCGAAGCCGACCCGGCCCCUUUGCACUUCGACAAGCGCGAAUCACCAGAUUCGGGAAUGGUGGUAACAGCAGACCAAGCACAAGGGUCCGAUCCAGCGAACAUGGGCAUCGGUGCCGACAAGAAGAGAGGAAAGCUGAACUACCAUCGAGCAGGAACUGCAUGUACAAAUUGUCGAAAGCGUAAGAUAAGGUGUGUGCAGACGCGCGGCCCGAAAUGCGAGCAGUGUCAGCGACUUCACAAAGAAUGUGUCAUCACGGCUGUGGACCAGCAGAGCUCCAUGGAUGCCAGGAACAAGCCGAUGCCACGCGCAACUGGAGGCCACAGGCUUGCUUCGGCCGGCUCCUCACCAAGCAUGCAUCAUCAUGUAGCCAUGCCUAUGCCCCCGAUGCAGAACAUGGGUCUCGCGGACGCGCCAGACAUGAAAAUGCCCCCCGGAGGGCCAAUGAACCGCGCAUACCCCGAGUACGGAAACCCGGGGAUCACGAGCGCAUGGCAGCCUUACAGCCAGGCACCACCAGUGGUGCCGAGCUUCUCGUCGCCUUACCAACGUGCUACCCCUCCUCCUGGAGCAUGGCCUGCUCCGCCUGUCCCUGGGGACGCUUCGGGGAGGGACCAGAUGCAGUGGAAUUCGUACCCUGCUCCGAACCAGCCAUUCGCGGCCAUGUCGCAGAUGACGGCCGACGCCUACGGCCGAAAAACGCCCAACCCGAUGUCCCCGACAGAGAUGUACCCUACCGUUCCGAACAUGGGGUCGCCGCAAGUCGGACAAGCCGCCUCGAUGUCGCCCCCUGAGACCUCGUCCCAGGUGACCAGCUACGGUCAAUGGCAGCAGACCUACCCCCAGCCCACGAUGCACAGACCGGGAGGGGGCUUCGGAGGCUGGUAUGGGGAGGGCGACGGUACGGCCCCGCAGCCACCACCAGGCACCGCUCCUCACCAAGACUGGAACUGGAAUGUGCAUGGGAAGACGGAGCCGGGCGAGACGCGGACCUAGGUUCGGGGGCAUGCUCGGCCUCGUUCGCUGCGAAGGGGUCAAACGCGAACAUUUGCGCAGGCCCCAUCAAAGCCAGCACCGCCAGGCGUUGGUUACACGGCCGAGCCCUGGUGGGCAGUGAGCUGGACUCUGAACCAAGCCCGCCAGAUCAGGAUCCGGGCCAAUGCCGACCGGGGGACGGUUGAACGCAUCUGCUGCGCCGACCUCGCCAGUUGGCACCCGGGUCCUGGAGUGCUUCAAGGCACUGCUAGCCGGGAUGAUGUCGUCAACACUGGCGGAAGGAAAAGGACGAAAAGAGAAGACACUUCCAUAUUACCUCUUAGAUAUCGUCGGGGCUCUCAACCAGGGAAACCCGAGUCAACAGCAUCGGCAUGUUCAUACCAGGACGGAAGUUGUUGGGAGACUUGACAAAAAUAUAAAGUAUCAGCGAAGGAGGGGCGGGCAGAAGAAACGAGGUGGUGAAUUGCCAACAUCUAGAGAUGCGACAACUAGAAGAACAGCAAACAAAGAAGAGGCAUUGGGCCCACAGCGACCACCAACAUUUUUGGGUUUUUUUCUUUCUUCUUCUCUUCCUUCCCUGCUCCAUUAAAGAAGGACGUCUAGAAAAGGGUAAAUCUCGGCGGGAUGCACAGGGCAACAUGGGAACAGGGCAAGGACUAGGCCCUGCGGGGAUCGGCGCCAGGCGGGAUGGUCCAAACUUUAUUUGUGUGGGGAGGACGGGGGUGGGUGGGAAAGUGGGCUCGGGGAGUGACUGGGGCCCCGGGGAGAGGGACACACGGGCAUUUUGGUUUC